Arachis ipaensis is the source of this 734-nucleotide messenger RNA. The record is from RefSeq and is a predicted model, not a curated record. NCBI's taxonomy places the organism in Eukaryota, Viridiplantae, Streptophyta, Magnoliopsida, Fabales, Fabaceae.
CAGCUAGGGGGUCCACACUUUGGUUACCAUGUGCUCUUAGGAAGAAGAGACGCUAGAAGUGCAAGCAAUGAAGCUGCAAAUACAAGCCUUCCUUCCCCAUCUUCAAGCUUCUCAGAGCUUCUCUCUAACUUCAAGUCUCAUGGGCUGGGCCUUAAAGACCUUGUGGCCCUUUCUGGGGCCCACACUAUUGGAUUUGCUCAAUGUUCCUCUUUUAGGGAUAGGAUCUACAAUGACACCAACAUUGACCCAAAACUUGCAUCCUAUUUGAAAUUACAAAAGUGCCCUCAAAGUGGUGGAGAUAGUAAUUUGGCACCAUUUGAUUCCACUAAUAAAAUAUUUGACAAUGUCUACUACAAGCAAUUGUUGGAUAACAAGGGGCUUCUUCAUUCUGAUCAAGAACUCUUCAAGGGGAAUAAUAGUGAGAGUGAUAGGUUGGUGAAGCUAUUUACUAGGAAUCCAGUUGCUUUUGCUAAAAGAUUCGGACAUUCUAUGAUCAAGAUGGGUAACAUGAAGCCUCUUACCGGAAAUGAGGGUGAGAUUAGAAUUAAUUGUAGAAAAGUUAAUUAAUAUUAAUAUUUGUAUUUGUAUCUUGUUAUUGUAAAACUGUAGACUUUAUGAGGGGCAUUUUUGUCAAUUUAUCUUUAAAGUUAGCGUAAACCAGUUGUGAACGAGGUUGGCAAGAAUGCAAUAUAUAUAUCAUGUAUGGGGAAUAAACAAGAAAUAAGUCUCUUGAC